Molecule: messenger RNA, 714 nt
Organism: Didymodactylos carnosus
Lineage: Eukaryota; Metazoa; Rotifera; Eurotatoria; Philodinida; Philodinidae
Source: the annotation of a GenBank genome assembly
AAUGAUGGAUUUCGAACGAGCAGCUUAUAAUGCUUUUCGGGGUAGCUUUGUCACAACAUCACUUUCAGGAUGUUUUUUUCAUUUACAAAACAGUAUUCAGAGAAAAGUACAAGUAUGUAUUUUAGUGGUUUUUUUUAUUAAUAAUUAUAAUCGAACGCAUGACUAUGUGAUAUAUUUUCUUACGUUUAGGGAUUAGGUUUUAAAACUAAUUACGAAACUGAUCCAAUAUUUGCACACAAUGUACAUAAAAUUAGUGCACUUGCUUUUCUUCCGGUAUCCGAUGUUGGCCAAGGGUUUGAUGAGUUAUACAAUGCAUUACCAUCAUUAUGUCAACCAUUACUUAAUUAUUUUGAAGACACAUAUUUAGGUAGACAUCGACCAACUGGUAGAUCAGAUCCAUUAUUCCCAAUUGAAUUUUGGAAUAUGUAUCAAAGAACAACUGAACUAUCUAUGCGCACAAAUAAUUCAGCUGAAUCAUGGCAUCGUCGUUUAAGUUCUGUUAUGCAAUGUCAACAUCCAUCUCUUUGGUCUUUUAUAACUAGUUUACAAAAUGAAGAACAUUAUAUACAUUGUCAAACAAUCAAACUUAAUGCUGGACAAAAAAUUGCUCCAAAUAAAAAAUAUUUAGAUUAUAGUAAACGUCUUCGUCAUCUUAUAAUGCAUCCUGAAGCAUCACUUCUACAACAAUUAGAUGGACUUGCACAUAAUAUAUAG